Chara braunii is the source of this 4015-nucleotide messenger RNA. The record is from the annotation of a GenBank genome assembly. Lineage: Eukaryota; Viridiplantae; Streptophyta; Charophyceae; Charales; Characeae.
GACCUACAUAGAUGAUCUCUACCGACUCUACGAACAACCAGAGGAGGCUACUGCUCCCGGGGGUAUAGAGGGAUAGUUGGGACUAGAAAAGAGAAAUGAAAACACGAAGGGCAAGGGAGGCAGUAGGUGAGCAGAUUCUGAAGAUUGGCUUUAACCCUUUCUACAUGGACUAUGCAGGGAAUCAACAAGAACUAGGCAAAAUGGCAACGGAGGAGGAGACAGAUAACCGUAAGAGUGAAGGAGAACCAGGCUUAGAAGGCAGUGCCGCRCAAAGCGAAGGGGGACAGAAGGACARASAAUCGAUAAAUCCGGAUGGUACCAAAGGGAACCGGAAGGAAAUCUCCACAGGAGAAAGCUCGGGGAAAGCCAGGGGAAGCAGGCAAGGGACCCAGGGGACCAAGGAAGGCAGAAAUAAGGAUAGGACAAGCCCCCGAAACUCGGAAGGAGCCAUGCCUAAGAAAGUAAGGGUCACGGAUACGAGGCGCAGACUAACCGAGAUAGAAAAGAGGACCGCGGAAUACAAGGCAAGAUUGACUGAGGAAAUUAUGACUGGGAACGAAGAAGGUCCUCUGGAGGAGGAACCCCGGGACGAACGGAAAGCCAGCCAAGGUGGGGCUGGACAAGGGGAUAAAGGUAGUGACCGUGGGGGAACGCCAAGCAAGAGAAGGAAGGAGAGAGAGAACUCCCCGGGGAUGAAAGCGGAAAAGGCUACGACUCCGCCAGCAAUGGAUAGUAGGGCUAGCCGCCUGCCGAUCACGCUGGCAGCAGCACGAGGAUGCGAAGGACUUUGGAGCCUUAAGGAAAGAGUGUUGGGAUGGUUUGACCCGGAAGGAACUAUGAAAACAAGGGAGGGACAGAAGGCCGGCAAGGAAAGUCCGGAUAGCAGUAUGGCAGGCGAGGCUUGUAGCUCCGAGGGCGGCCUUAAGAAGAUAGUGUCGUCCCUCGCGCGAGCACUAAACAAAAAUCAAGGCUAUCUGGCAGACGCCAAAAGGAAGCUGACUUUCGAUGAAGCAAAUAUCACGGAGUUUCUGAUCGACUACGAGAACCUAGCUGUGUUACAAAAGUGGACCGAGGAGGAAAAGAUGGGCCAUCUAGGACAGCAUGUGUCAUUAAGCCUAGGACGGGACAUAAUGGCCAUUAUAGUCGCAAGCUGGUCUUGGAAGGAGACCCAGGAUGUGAUGAUGAGGAAGUACCUAGCGGCAGAGAAAAUGGCAACGGAGGCCGACCUAGCGGCAGUUCAGAGGAAGAACUUCGCAACGUACAACGAUUUCCUACGGAAAUUUACUCUAGUAGCACUAAGGAUCCCCGGGGUCACGGACCUGAUAGUGAGCAAAUAUUUCCUCAGGCAGUUCUCCGAGUUCGACAAAAACAAGAUCCUGUCAGCUUACCAACAGACGAGCAAGUUCGUAAACACGCGGGAUGUUGAUUUUAGCACGGUAACGGAUCUGGCUGAGAAAACGGUAGUAACGGAGACGUUGGCCUUGCUCAAGGAAGGAGAGAUCAUAAAUCUGACCGGUAGGACGGGCGACAAGGUAAAGAAGGGGAUUGAAAGUCUACAUGAACGGGUGCACGGGGUCGAGAAUAAGAUUGAAAGGAUGGAAGGCGCGCUACUGGUUAUGCAGGCGCAAGUAUCCCGACCUGCCCUCCCUCCCCAGGAAGCUGUGGUUCCGCCAGGUGUAGCAAACUGGGGAUUCAGACGGAGAGAUCCUGCUAACGAGCAAUGCAAGUACUGUAUCGCGAUAGGACAUUAUGAGCGUGCGUGCCCAAAACUCAACCAUGAUAUUCUGAAAAGAAGGUGUACAAGGUCUUUAAAGGGGGAGAUAUUUGGACCACAAGGGGAACGGGUGAACUGGAACUCGCCAAGAGGGAUGCAGCGAGCCAUUAUCAUGCUCAACGGGUUAGAAAUAACGGCCGUAGAGGCCGAACCGGUGGGCGAGAUCAUAUGGGAUCAACUCCGGGGGCGCGGGCCGCAGGUCAACUUCGUUUUGGAAAGCGACGGGCGGGAUAGGGUAAACGCGACUACUCGACUAGGGACGGCUGGGAGAAGGAUUAUCCGUGACGCCGUAAUGGAGGAGGUUGCUGGAAGUUCGGAACCCCAGGCAGAGCCYGAGGCCGAGGAAACRGAAAAGGUCUAUGGGAAGYCUAGGGAAGAGGAGCCUGYGGACAAGGUUACCGCCGCUAAGAAGAAGUUUCGGUAUCAAAUCCCGAUCUUAACCUUGCCUGAGCUCGACGACACCAUUAGCAAGUUACUAGGAACCAUGGUGUCGGUGUCUUUUCAGACCAUGCUGCAGGCUAGCCCUAGGUUGCUGAAAGGGCUCAGACAACUGUUGACUCGGAGGCGAGUAGAAAUACGCGACAACCCCGAAUUACCAGAAGGGGAGAAGGAGGAGGAAACUCUGCAAGAAGUGGCUAACCUUCAGAGGAGUCACAGGGACUUGGAGGAUCUCGAAAAGGCCUUUGCAGACAUUCGUUUGAGCUUGCCUGACCGAGAGGGCGGCGAAGUCAUGAGAUCACUACCCGGGACGAAGCUUAGCUUCCAUGCGCUGCCCGUAGGGAAACUGAAAAUCCGGAUCGGGAGUCAUCACACCGACGCAUUAGUAGACGGGGGAGCAGAAAUCACUCUCAUAAGAAGAGAUUUCGCAACGAUCACAGGAUGUACGGUAAACAAGGAAGUAACAGGGAGCAUCCGGGGAGCUGGCGGGGAAACCCCGUUCGCUGGGUACGCCACGAAGUGUGCUGUAAAGGCAGGGGUCAGGGAAUCGAUCAGGUCGUUUCAGCGGAUGACCAUAAUGGAGGAGAUGGACCACGAGAUAAUCCUCGGGAGACCGUGGUGCGCGAACGUGGAGAUGAUAGGCAUGCACUUGCACGAUGGCUCAUACAUGGUAGACGUAGAGGACCCUGUGACCGGCCGGGGAGAGCUCUUCCGACUCCUUGGAACGGGAGGAGACCCCCCAAAGGGGAAAUUGGCAACUUGGUUGCCGUCGUUCGAGGAUAGCAUGCGAAAGGGGGCUUUCGCACGAAUGGAGGGUAUGAGAGAAAAGGUAGAAAUCAUGAUUGAGGAAGCAUUCAACAAGAAGGAGUGGAUCAAGAUGGGCCUGCCCCAGAAGAAGAGGAGGCAGGAGGACGAAGUCCUAGGUGUUAUGGUAGCGGAAAAGGAGUCAGAGGUCGAACUUGGUGCUAGCCUGCCCAAACGGAAAGAAGUAUUCAUAGACGUGUUAGAAAUCGCACUCGAGAUGCCCGAUCUAUUACAACUCAUCAAGGCCCUCAGAUACCACAAGGUAGGAGUGGAUUCGACACCCUUGGCCAAGUUCGAAAGAGAGGUGCAAAAGGGAUAUUGCCUGAAUGGGAAACUAGUUAGUAUUCAACCACGAGUCGUAGAGGCGACGGGAACAAUUCCGAGUGUUCAUUUUUUAGGAGAAAGAUCCCGGACGGAAGUGUUCGAAAGUACAAGCCGGAAGCCGGAUCCGACAAAAACCGACAAGAUAUCACAGUUGCUGACACCGCUGCGCACGACGACGGAGGAAACAGGAGAGCAGGUGUACGUGUCCACGUUCGGGCGGCAGAUUAAGUCGAAUCUUGCUCACAGUAUCGAUAAGAGUAGAGGGCUGCCGGCCGCAAGGCCAAAGCUUGCCGGAGGUGGCAUAAGGCCAGUAGCGGGGAUUAAAGACUUAUCCGCAGGCCGGUAUGUUGUGCCUACGGGCCUUCUGCGCCGAACUCCGUAUCCGUGUGUUAGAUCAACUGCCCGAUCAGACGACGCGGUCGCUUUCCCUGCAUCACUGCGGGUGGCUCGACCGACUGGGAUCACUACUGCGGCUAGAGGGCCGGCUGCAAGAAGGAGGGAGGGGGCAGCAAGGCCGCAAGAUCUGAAGGCUUAUCUACCGGGGGACGUGCUGCUCAGGGAAGGAGGGCAUAUGCCCGGCCUUGCUGACAAUCUGCAAGUGCCAUAUCCCUGAGCGUCAUGGUAACUGAUGCUGGUGGCGGAUAAUGAUGGUUGAGGCGCAGCCCAUGAAGGACU